AUGGCUAAGAGUAUACAAGUAGAAGAAUAUAUUUCGAUUAAUUAUAACAAAAGCAAUAUAUUAGGCACUAAUUAUAUAGAGGAUGACACUGUACGUGCAUUUCAUAAUAUUCUCUUACAAAAUACAUCAUAUCGCCCUCGUGAUCUUGAUUUUGUUCAAUGCCCAGAGCUAAUCGAGCCAUUGGGGCAAAACGAAACACAUUUGCAAAUUUUAUAUCGGGGAGAUUUGGGGGUUAUAGGACAUUGGGUGUGUAUUUAUUACGACACAAAAAUCUUACGGGUAUAUGAUAGUUCGCAAUAUAAAAAUUUUUCGCCUUUACAAGAGGCAUUUAUUUCAAAUUUGUUCCCUUUUCAUCCACCUAUACAAUAUGUAGAUGUACAACGGCAAAAUAAUAACUUUGAUUGUGGUGUCUUCGCAGUUGCUUAUGCAACUAGCAUUGCACUAAAUAGGAAUCCCGCUUCAGAGAAUUAUUUAAUACCUGAAAUGCGGCGUCACCUGCUGGCCAUGUUACAUAAUAGUUACUUGUCUCGUUUUCCAUCAGCCUAUCGGCGCCCAAGAGGACAAAAACAAAAGAACAUCUUUCCGUCGAUAGUGAGUCUUAAGAGACUGAAGGAAAAACAUAGCGCACCGGCGUUAACAUCUUCCCCUGUUGUCAACUCUGCGGAUUUAAAGGAGGGAAAUCAGUCGAGUAAUAAAAGUGUAGUUAAGUCACGCAAAGACCAUAAUACAUUUCAGAGAAAGGAAAACAACUUGAAACGUAAACGGAUGUCGAGGACCAGGAAAGAUUUUGCGGACAAAGAAAGGGAGAAGGAUCAAAUACGCAAACGCAGUAUUCGGUUAACACGUUAUCGCAAACAGGAAUUACUGAGAGAUAGGACUGCGCGUAGGAUCGCCCGAUCACAAACAAAUUAUCAUGAAAAUGAGAGAAAUCGGGAUAGCCAAACGAAACGCGAAAUACGUAAACGGGUAAGUUACAGGAUACUGGAACGGAAUCGUGAUGCACACGCACAUCGAGAGGCUCGAAAAAUAGAAGAAUUGAAGAGCAAAGAAAGGGCUCGUGAUCGAUCAUCACGCCGCACCGUCCGGCUUGAGCAAGAAAAUCGGAAGGAAGAAAGAUUGCGUGAUAAAAUGGCGCGUAAAGUUAAACGGGAUGUCAACAAAGUUAGGGAAAUAGAAAAAACACGUGAUUUGAAAGCUCGGCGUAAAAUACGCGAGAAUCCAGAAAUUAAAGCCGCGGAGAAAUGUCGCGAUUUGGAAGCUAGACGUAAAGUUCGGCAGAACACAGCAUUUAGAAAAAGAGAGCAAAAUCGUGAUAGAAUUGCUCGGCAGAAAACUAGAAGGACUCUUAUAGUUAGAGUUGCGGAGAAGGCCAGAGAUGCCCUUUGCAGACAAAAUGCUAGAAGGGAUGUUGGAGUUAGGGCUGCUGAAAGAAAUCGUGAUUCAGUUGCACGGCAGAAUGUUAGAAAGGACCCUAAAGUUAAGAAUGAAGAAAGACGACAUAAUACAGUUGCCCGGGGAAAUGCAAGGAAACGUGAUAGAAGUAGUGAAAGAGAUCGAGAUAUGAUUGCACGGCGUGAGGCACGGCAAAAUUUGGAGUCCAGAGAAAAAGAAAAGCUUCGUGAUAGACGGGCACGCCGGAAUGUACGUGAGGUUGUUGAAAUAAGAGUACUGGAGAAAGAACGUGAUUCUAUAGCGCGACGUAGAAUGCGAGAAAAUGCAGAAUAUAGGAACAAAGAAAGGCAUCGUGAUAGAUAUGCACGGCGGAAAAUUCGAAUAGUUACAACUUAUAGGACUUGGGAGAAAGUUCGCGAUGCCCAAGCACGGUGUAAAGCUCGAAGCAGUGAAAGAUAUAGGCGGGAGGAGAAAUUACGAGACAGAGAAGCACGAAAACGCAUUCGAAGGAUACGGAUAUAUAGAACGAAAGAGCAAAUUCGAGACACAGAAGCACGUCGAGAGGCUCGCAAACAUUCCUCAUUUAGAGACAAUGAACGAAGGCGUGACAAGAGGCUGCGGCAAGUUGCACGACGGAAUAUAGAAUACAGGAAAGUGGAACGGGAACGAGAUUUAAAAGCACGACGGGGUGCCCGAUCCGAUCCUCAAUAUUUACUAAGAGAAAUUUCUGUUGAAACGGUCCGGAAGCAACUGCAUGCUACAGACUGGGAAACAGUAAGCAAGGUGUACGCAAAGAAUGUUAAAGAUGGAUAUACGCAUGCCUGCCACUGCUGCGGUAGGUUAUGGCCUAUCAAAUCGGUUAGGCGAAUUUCAAAAGCAUCGCUGAUAGCUAAAAGAAAAGGUAAUUUAAGCUUCACCGACGAAUACAUAGGAAGCAUUUUCUCUCUCCACCCUGACGAGGAUAUCGGAAUAUUUUGCCGUACGUGUACCAAAAACAUACUAGCGAAUGAAAUACCAAAGUUGGCUAGAGUGAACGGUCUAGUUUUCCCACCUAUUCCCGAUGUUUUGAAAGAUUUAACUCCACUUGAGGAGAGACUUGUCUCACCGCGACACAUUUUCUUGAAAAUAGUACGGAAAGGCUCACGUCUUGGACACCAAUAUGCACUUUCCGGGAACGUUAUAAAUGUUCCCGUUGAAGUUGAUACUAUGGUGUCUAUAUUACCUCGAGCAAGUUCUGACAACCAUAUAAUUACCGUAGAGUUGAAACGAAAAAUGUGCUACAAGCACGGGCGGAAGGAGCUUAUUAGACCUGACGAGGUUCGGCAAGCUGCUUCUUAUCUUACCAACGGAAAUUUCUUUCAAGAUUUGGGAAUAACAUUAAACGAUACGUGGAGCAAUGAUGUUCCAAUGGAAGAUAUUUCUGAAGGAAGUGGAGAAUGCACUUGCAAUAUAGAUGAUCGCCAGGAGGAUGAGCUAGUCAAUGCUGAGGGUGGCGAGACUAUGUUAGAUUUGGAGCACGAUUAUACUUUAGUAAUGGCACCUGGAGAGGGAAAAACACCUUUAUCCUUGAUUUAUGAUGAAAACAUGGAGGAAUUGGGUUUCAUCAAAAUACACUGCGGCCAAAAAAGAAUUUUUAAGGUGAAACUGUCUCAUCUGGAUAUUAUAAAAUCAGAACUAUCGAGGGAAGACCGCCGUGCCGUAAGGGCAGAUUAUUUGUUUACGGCAUUAAAAAAACAACAAUUAAUAAGUAUAAAAAAUAAUAUAUCCAUUUGCCUUCGCAAGAAAAUGCUCAAAGGAGCUCCUAUUUUUGCGAGUAACAUGUUAGAUGCUGGGUUUGUCAGUAAUCUUAUUCAACAUGAUGAUGGAUAUCGAGUCUUAAGUACAAUAAGGAAUUCACCAUCACAUUGGGAAGUAGAGAAGAAAAAGGUUCUUGCCAUGAUCCGACAAUUUGGGGUACCUUCUUUAUUCAUCACCCUUUCCGCUGCUGAAACAAGAUGGCCGGAAUUACUGAAGAUGCUAAAAUUUACGGUAGAUGGGGAAAAUAUUUCAGAAGAAGCUUUAAGGCUUCCUUAUUUGGAGAAGGCUCGACUCAUUCAAUCAGAUCCGUUUAUUUGCGCAACAUAUUUUGAAAUUAGAUUUCAAGAGCUGCGUAAAACUUGGAAUAGCUCUGCUGGCCCAUUCGGUUCGUAUAGAAUAAAUCAUUACUACUAUCGAAUUGAAUUUCAGCACAGAGGUUCCCCACAUGCCCACAUGAUGCUAUGGCUAGAUAAAGCGCCUUCUUUUCAGGUAAACAAUCCAACGUCUACAUCCCAAAUAGUAAAGUUUGUUGAUCAAAUAACCUCAUGUAGCAGUUGUGAGAUAGAGGAAGAUCUUGUUGAUUUACAAACUCAUAAACACACGCAUUCUUGUUAUUCGAAACCAGGAAGACCUUGUCGUUUUGAAAUACCGUUUUUUCCCAUGGAUAAGACUGAAGUACUAUUCGAAUUAGAAACUUCAGAUUCUAGGGCGAAAAGUUACAAACAAUUAGGUAACAUUUUAAGAGAAAAAUUAGAAAACAUCCCAAGUGAUGUGAAUUCUUUCCAGGACUUUUUAACAUUUGCUGGCGUCACCCGCGAACAAUACAUACUAGCCAUAAGAAGUACGUUAAAACGACCGAAAAUAUAUUUGAAACGGUCGCCGAGAGAUGUAUACAUAAAUCCUUACUCAAGGAAAAUAAUCCAAUUGCAUAAAGCCAACAUGGAUAUUCAAUUCAUUUUGGAUCCUUUUGCCUGUUCUUUAUAUAUAGUUAAUUAUAUAAACAAAGGCGAUCGUUCUAUAUCUCGAUUGUUGAGAGCAGCUGCUGAAGAAGCUAAGAAAGGCAAUACUAGUGUCCAACAAUCACUUCGCAGCAUUUCUAAUGUGUUUUUGAACGCAUCUGAAAUAUCUGCACAAGAAGCAGUAUAUUCGCUGAUAGGUUUGCCAACAUCGAAAAGUAGUGAAAUGGAAAUUUUCAUAAAUACCAACCGGCCUGAAGCCCGAGUUCAUUUGUUGAAAAGUAUCAAGGAUCUCAACGGCAUGGAUCCAAGAAGUGUAGACAUCUUUCAAACAGGUUUGCUAGACCAUUACAUUAAUCGACCAACCACACAAUAUUUUGAAAAAAUGUGUUUAGCAUUCUUCGCAUCACAUUAUACAUACGAGUAUUCUAAAAGAAUAUGCAAUAAAGGCAGAAAGGAGUUUUCAGAUUACGAGGAAAACGCCGUAGACGAUAUGAGUGAUAAUAGCAAUUGGAUAAAAUUAACCAAUAAUUUGGGGUAUAUACGUCGCCGCAGAAAAGCAAAAGUUAUCCGAUUCUGUCGCUUCAAUCUUGCAGAAACUGGUGAAGACUUCUAUCGCGAACAGCUUAUGCUUUACUGCCCAUGGCGCAAUGAGUAUGAAGACUUAUUGAACCCGAGUGUUAACCUCCGUGCCAAAUUUGAAGCUUGUUCAUCAGUGAUAAAGUCGGCAAGCUUUCCAUUCAAUCAACUGGGAGGGGACCGUGAAUUUGAUCUGCUUCUAGAAACAGUCCGAGAAGCAGACGAAGAAGCCAAUCGGGCAGAAUCUCAUAACAUUGGGCAUCAGCCAUUGAAUGAGUUUGAAUUCGACGAACAGAUUGGAGAUGUAAUAGACGACUUAAUUCCUGGAGGUAAUCCGCGGGGAAAUCAAAAUGAAUCUGUGGUAGAGUUUGUUAAGCAACCUUCAUUUUUAUCUACGGAAGAGUUUCAAGCAAUGACUCGUUCACUAAAUCUGGACCAGCGGGAUUUUUUGCAGCAUAUAACAUACUUCUUCAAUACAGCUUCGGCUUCGACCCCUCCUAUACACACAUUUAUAAGUGGAGGAGCAGGAGUAGGGAAAAGCAUAUUGAUCAGAGCUAUAUACCAGAGUGUGUCUCAUGUCUUCAACAGAGAAGCAGGUUCUAAUCCAGAUGAUAUUCGAAUACUUCUUUGCGCACCAACUGGGAAAGCAGCUUUCGGUAUUGGAGGUCAAACAAUACACAGUGCAUUUGCUUUACCUGUUUCUCAAGCGGGUUAUUCAAUGCCAAACUUGUCAGCAAGUGUAAGUAAUACACUAGCUUGUAAGUUGGCUAAAUUAAAACUCAUUAUUAUAGAUGAAAUUUCUAUGGUUGGGGCUCGGACAUUUCACCAGAUAAAUCUAAGAUUGCAGCAGAUAUUCUGUACACACGAAUACUUCGGUGGUGUGUCAGUAAUUGUUGUUGGGGAUUUUCGGCAAUUACCACCAGUUGGGGACAAUUGGAUUUUCCAACCCAAUCAUUCAAGGAAUCCUUUAGCUAGUUUAGCAGGUUCACCAUUAUGGGAACUUUUCAAAUUUUUCGAAAUGAAAACUAUUAUGCGUCAAAGAAGUGAUGCACCUUUUGCGAUUGCCUUGAAUAACAUGGCCUCUGGGACAAUGACAGAUAAUGAUCUGCUUUUAAUGAAGGCAAGGUGUUUCAAACAGGAAGACAUUCCCCCCGGUGCCGUUCAUUUGUUUCACAGCAAUAAGCAUACUUGUGCACAUAACGAACUUGUUCUUGGGAAAAUGAAAACAGAAGGUGCAACCGUUAUUGCUCUAGAUGAGGUGUUUGGUGAGCCGAACAUUUCGGCUAAACACAAAGCUCUUCAAAAUGUUGCGUUACUCCCAACAUCUCAAACAUAUGGUCUACCACAUAAGUUGUUACUAAAAGUAGAUGCGCGUUAUAUGCUCACCGUCAAUAUUGACACAUCGGAUGGCUUGGUAAAUGGUGCGGAUGGAGUUCUGAGAGCGCUAGACUAUGGAACCAAUAAGCGCACGGGUGAACGUAGACCUCUUCGCAUUUGGCUACAGUUUUCUGAUGUUAAAAUUGGUAAAACCAAAAGGGCUAAUAUUUCCCAUUCCUCCCACAUAUUCGAAGCUAAGCUUCAAAAAAAUUGGACUCCAAUUGAGUACAUUUCUUCAACGAUUAAGAGAUGGAAAGCAUCGAAUUUGCAAGUGCGACGAACACAAUUUCCUGUUGUUGCGGCUGAAGCAAUUACAAUACAUAAAAGCCAAGGGUCAACAAUAGCUCAAGUAGCAGUACAUUUGCCUGCAAAUUGCCACCGAGCAUUGAUGUACGUUGCAUCUUCAAGAGCUACUUCCUCGGAAGGUUUAUUCAUCAUAAAUGACAAAGAGUUUAAGUCUCCCGAGCCACCUUCACAUUUAAGUCCUCUUUCAGUGGAAAUGAAACGGCUAACUGAACAACCAUUUGUAUCCAUGUUCAAAUUCUUAAGAGAAGAAAGAAGUCCAACAAUACGCCAAAUACUAUUUCACAAUGUCCAGUCUUUAAGAAAACAUCUUUCGGACAUAUCUGCUGAUCCAGGAAUAAACAAAUCAGAUAUAGUAAUGCUAGUGGAAACUUGGAGCUGA
Messenger RNA from Hermetia illucens (black soldier fly), 6786 nucleotides. RefSeq lists its product as uncharacterized. The transcript has a single exon. Gene Ontology annotation, molecular function: DNA helicase activity. Gene Ontology annotation, biological process: telomere maintenance; DNA repair. NCBI's taxonomy places the organism in Eukaryota, Metazoa, Arthropoda, Insecta, Diptera, Stratiomyidae. The record is from RefSeq and is a predicted model, not a curated record. The coding region runs from base 1 to 6786 and encodes 2261 amino acids.